Messenger RNA from Eublepharis macularius, 5675 nucleotides. It is a transcript of the gene SPON1, whose product is annotated as spondin 1. The coding region runs from base 259 to 2682 and encodes 807 amino acids. The record is from RefSeq and is a predicted model, not a curated record. Lineage: Eukaryota; Metazoa; Chordata; Lepidosauria; Squamata; Eublepharidae. Gene Ontology annotation, biological process: cell adhesion. Gene Ontology annotation, cellular component: extracellular matrix. The transcript is spliced from 16 exons.
UCUCGCUCUCUCUCUUUCUCAAUCCUCCCCAGGCUUGGGGCGAGGAGGGGGGCUUCUCUGGCUGCAACUGAUUAAAGGCUGCGUUUGUUAGCCAGUUUCUUCCUUGUUUUGCUUUCCUUUCUCCAGAGACGAGAAGGGGGUGGGACGGGGGGCUUUCCCCAGCCAUCGACUUCAACCUGCCCAUGUUGUGGUUUUGCAGAAACUGCUAGACGCAACACAUUUCUAUUUUUUUCCCAAAGUUGUUGGGAAACCCAGAGGAUGGGACUUUAUUGUAAUUAUAGCUAUUUGCGAGCCUUGCAGUUGUUCGCUUGGACUUUUCCCUUAAUGACAUUUGCUUCCUUCACGGACGAAACCUUAGAGAGAGCCGCCAAAUCCGAAGGAUAUUGCAGCCGGAUUCUGCGAGCCCAAGGCACUAGGCGAGAAGGAUAUAAUGAAUUUAGUCUCCGCGUGGAAGGCGAUCCGGAAUUCUACAAGCCCGGAAACAGUUACAGGGUAACUCUUUCUGCUGCAACUCCAGCCUACUUUCGUGGAUUCACACUUAUUGCUUUGAAAGAGGGAAAAGAGGGAGACAAAGAAGAAGACCAUGCAGGAACCUUUCAGAUUAUUGAUGAAGAAGAAACUCAGUUCAUGAGCAAUUGUCCUGUGGCUGUUACUGAAAGCACACCAAGGAGGAGGACACGUAUUCAGGUUUUUUGGACAGCGCCUCCUUUGGGCACGGGCUGUGUAAUUCUGAAGGCAAGUAUUGUGCAAAAGAGAAUUAUUUAUUUUCAAGAUGAAGGAUCUCUCACCAAGAGGCUAUGUGAACAAGACUCAGCUUUGGAAGGUGUGACUGAUAAGCCAAUCUUAGACUGCUGUGCCUGUGGAACUGCUAAAUAUAGGCUUACCUUUUAUGGAAACUGGUCAGAGAAGACACACCCAAAAGAUUAUCCACGGCGAGCCAACCACUGGUCUGCAAUCAUUGGUGGAUCUCAUUCAAAGAACUAUGUACUCUGGGAAUAUGGUGGUUAUGCAAGUGAAGGAGUCAAGCAGGUUGCUGAGCUGGGAUCUCCAGUAAAAAUGGAAGAAGAAAUUCGGCAACAGAGCGAUGAGGUUUUGACUGUCAUCAAAGCAAAAGCACAAUGGCCUGCCUGGCAACCACUAAACGUGAGAGCAGCGCCCUCUGCUGAAUUUUCUGUGGACAGAACUCGCCAUCUGAUGUCUUUCCUUACAAUGCUAGGGCCCAGUCCAGACUGGAACGUAGGGCUAUCAGCUGAGGACUUGUGUACCAAAGAGUGUGGAUGGGUCCAGAAGGUCAUUCAAGAUCUGAUACCAUGGGAUGCUGGCACUGACAGUGGGGUUACCUAUGAGUCACCCAACAAACCAACACUACCUCAAGAGAAGAUAAGACCUCUCACAAGCCUUGAUCAUCCCCAGAGUCCCUUCUAUGACCCAGAAGGAGGUUCCAUUAAGUCAGUAGCCAGAGUUGUCAUAGAAAGGAUUGCACGUAAGGGGGAACAGUGCAAUAUUGUUCCAGAUAACGUUGAUGAUAUUGUCGCUGAUCUUGCAGCAGAAGCUCCAGAAGAUGAAGAUGACACUCCAGAAACCUGCAUCUAUUCAAACUGGUCUCCAUGGUCAGCCUGUAGUUCUUCCACUUGUGAAAAAGGCAAACGAAUGAGACAGCGAAUGCUUAAAGCUCAGCUGGACCUCAGUGUGCCAUGUCCAGAAACUCAGGACUUUCAACCAUGUAUGGGCCCAGGCUGUAGUGAUGAAGAUGGUUCCACAUGCAUGAUGUCUGAGUGGAUAACCUGGUCCCCCUGCAGUGUGUCCUGUGGCAUGGGAAUGCGAUCAAGAGAAAGAUAUGUGAAGCAGUUUCCUGAAGAUGGCUCUAUGUGCAAAGUCCCUACUGAAGAAACAGAGAAAUGUAUUGUAAAUGAGGAAUGUUCUCCUAGCAGUUGCCUGGUGACAGAAUGGGGGGAGUGGGAUGAAUGCAGCGCCAGCUGUGGCAUGGGAAUGAAGAAACGGCACCGAAUGAUAAAGAUGACUCCAGCUGAUGGAUCCAUGUGCAAGGAAGAAAUCACAGAAGCAGAAAAAUGCAUGAUGCCUGAGUGCCAUACCAUACCUUGUAUGCUGUCUCCGUGGUCUGAGUGGAGUGACUGCAGUGUAACAUGUGGGAAGGGGAUGAGAACACGACAAAGGAUGCUGAAAUCUGCUGCUGAACUUGGAGACUGCAAUGAGGAGCUGGAACAAGUGGAGAAAUGCAUGCUACCAGAGUGCCCUAUUAACUGUGAAUUAACCGAAUGGUCCCAAUGGUCAGAAUGUAAUAAGUCUUGUGGGAAAGGUCAUAUGAUCAGGACAAGAAUUAUUGACAUGGAGCCCCAGUUUGGAGGAGCACCAUGCCCAGAAACAGUACAACGCAAAAAAUGCCGAAUAAGAAAAUGUUUGAGAAAUCCCAACAUUGAGAAAAGGCGCUGGAAAGAGCCUCGAGAGAAAAGGAGAAGUGAGCAAGCAAAAGACGAUGUUGAUGGUGAGCAAUUUCCAGGUUGUAAGAUGAAACCAUGGACUGCUUGGUCAGAAUGUACGAAACUAUGUGGGGGUGGAAUCCAGGAGCGGUUCAUGACAGUAAAGAAGAGAUUCAAAAGCACUCAGAUCACUAGUUGCAAGGAUAAGAAGGAAUUAAGAGCCUGCAAUGUUCACCCUUGUUAACAAAACCAGAGGCUUUUGAAUAAUGCACUCUGAGAGAAAUGUAAAAUCAACCUUGAUUUGAUUUUUUUAAAAAAAGAUAUAAAUUGUGUAUAUUAGUCUUCAUUUUUGCAGUGUGGUUUGCUUAUUAGUCUUGCUGGUGCAAGAGAUAUAUUUUAUAAAUAUUUCCUCACAGAAGAAUGCUGAGAGUUGCUUGGAUGCUCCAGCUAGCCCUUAAUGCAUAAAAUUAGUGAUGUCAUUGUGAAAUCCUAUAACUUUGAAAUGAUAGACAUCUCUGUGGACAUACCAUGGUCAUAGAAAUAUUCCCUGUAAAUACAUGGGAUGCAUGCAUACAUGACAUUGCAAACUUAACUAUCUAUUUGGAUCCAGUUUCAGAAUAUCCAAAGCAGUGCCUCUGUGAUUACAAAACUGUGCCAAGGAAGUAUUUGGAUAAUCCUGGUUCAAUAAUACUACAGGUGCAUAUUCAUCUUUACUAUCAUGGUGUAAAAACUGCAUUAAUAGAAAUUCUCUGUCUUUUUUAUUCCUUCCUGAAAAUACUAGGUUCUCCAAUAGAAUAAAUAACGUUUUUGUUCUUCCCAGAUUGAAAAGGGAAAUCCCAGUUUAAACAGUUCACAAAUGAUUAGCCCUGUGGUAGGGAACUUUUGUUGUUUGCAUGCCACAUGUAAAUUAGCCACCACAUAUUUGCACAAGGACCUGUGCUGGGUGGUCAAGAACAGGCAGGUUAACUCUCUCCAUGCAGUUUGGUUAAACAGAUCUCAGGAGCUUCAUAGGAAACCAUGGGCUUCAAAAAGCUGAAUCAACAUACAUAUAAAAUCCAAUGUUUAAAUAUCCACUACAUGGGAGAAUCUGUCCAUUCUAGAGCUUUGGAAUAUUUCAGACCUCAUACUGCAGAGCAACACCAAAGAGGAAUAGAAAGAUUAGUUUUCUCCUGUUCCUUACAGAGGCUGCUUUUGCUUCAUUCAGACACAGUACAAUGACCAUAGAUUUCUACUGCAGACUUCAUUGCUAUUGUCUUUUGUUUCUUCUAAUUUCUCUGCCAUGUUUCUCAGUCAGCAUAUGCAAACAUCAGCACAACUAGGAAUGGUCCUAGACUAAAUUGUGCCCAAGACAAGGAGAAUCUUUGAUCAUUUUCUCCACUGAACACAACCAAAAUGGCAUUAUACAGAUCCUAUGAACUUUUGUUUAAAUGAUGUUCAGUUCUCUCUGGGUUUGUCAUAUUGAACUCAAAAGGAUCCUCAAUGAGAAGAAAACUCUUUCAAUGGAUUGUACACACUGCCUUAUUUACCCCUUGCAACUAGCCUCCCAGAUUCUUGGCAUCUUCUCUUCUGAUAGGCUUUUCCAUUCUCAAAACUCAGACUGGCUUGUUGAUGGCAUAUCCUUGUUAGAGUUAGGGUGUACCUGUGGAAAUUUAUUUUCAGAUGUACCACUACUUUGAGGAAAACAAUUCUGGAGUCAUUUCCAGCAUAGAUUAGCCAAAAAACAAUGGAGGGCCAAGGGCCAAAUAUAGUGGAUCUGGAGUACUGUUUGGUGCUGGAAAGUACUGAGCAGAAACAUCAUGAAGGAAAGAGUACACCUAUAAGACAAUAUGUGAAAAUAGGUUGAUAUUCUUUUUUCUUUUUUUGCAUCUCUGUUUCUCAGCUAUUUAAGAUUUAAAAAUUAUACAUUAAUUCCCCAACAUUUAUAUAAUUAUUCAGUCAAAAUAUGCAUGGAAUAUGCAUUCAGUGGCAUAUGCUGAGUUGCAUUAAAUUGCAAAAAAGUUUCUUUAUGCUAUUCUAGUAUUAAAUGGUAAUAAGGAAAAUGGAAAGAGUGCUGGUGACAUUGCACUAAGAAAGAGUUCUGUGAUUUCGAUAGAGUUAAUUAUUCACUUUUCACUGCUUUCCAUAUUUGACUGCCAUAGGUAAUUGCUCAAUGUAGAUGCCAUUAAUUUUUCUAAUAUCUAAUGGUGUUAUGAUUGGUUGAUUGGUUGAUUGGCUGACUUUUCCAGUGAUUAGACAGCAUGAAAUAUCAUUGGCCUUUGAAAAAAAAAAUCACUUGGGGCCAGACUACAAGUGACGAAUGACACAGGUUGGACACUUGUCAGCUUCCCUCAAGUUUUGAUGGGAAAUGUAGGCAGCUUGGCGGAAUGUUGGAUAAGUGACAGUUGAAAAGUCCAUUGGACAGCAGUCUGAGAGCCAAGCUGCGAGACCAUGAUGCGUACAUUUCCCAUCAAAACUUGAGGGAAGCUGACAAGUGUCCAACCUGUGUCAUUUGUCACUUGUAGCUUGGCCUUGAGUCUGUUACUGAGAGCACAAUGGUCCCAGUUCAUGCUGCUGCAUUUCUUCUAAUGAUGCAAGGAAAAUAUUCUAGCUUGUUAUUUUUCAUUAAAAAAAAAGAAAAAUAGUACUGUGCCAAUCACUUUCAAUAGAACUUUACUCAUGACAACCUUCUACUGAUUAAAAUUACAGUAAAAAUAACUAUAGCUGAAGUGGGGCCUUUAACUUAAAGACAAUAUUUUUCUGAUAAAGGAAGCAAACCCCAAAGCUAUAUGGAAUGCAUAGAAUUCUUGCAGUGUUGCUGUAAACCUAGUAUUAUAUUAUUUGCUAUCCAUUGGUCAAGAACAAACCAAGCUGGUUUCCUUAUAUAAUCUAUGUUGGUUACAUUCCAUCUGCAACUGAAAUCAUAGCUCUAGGAAUUUUAUACACCUCACUUUCCACUUACUAGCAUUCUCUUAUUUUCUAUUGUUACAUAAUCUGUAGAAUAUUUACAAGCAAUGAAACAGAAAUAUUUGGGGACUUACAUGUACAACAGGUUUUAAUAAAAGCCACUUGAUUUUUUAAAACAAACAAAAAAUUAUCUUUGUUUUUAGAAAUUUUUUUUAUGUUCUUUUUUGGUUCACGAUGGGAUUUCUGAAAAAGCUGUCAUGGAUAUAUUUCUUACCAAAGUCUUGUGUAGAUGUUUUGUAUGUAGUUGUCUGGCUAACACAUUAUUAUUUUGGAAUAAAGACAUCUUUAUUAUGA